This is a messenger RNA of Linum tenue, 597 nucleotides long. The record is from the annotation of a GenBank genome assembly. Lineage: Eukaryota; Viridiplantae; Streptophyta; Magnoliopsida; Malpighiales; Linaceae.
AUGGGCAGGAAGAGAAAGGAAAUCAAGAUUGAAGAAGAAGAAGAAGCUAACCCCCCUCAGCCAAAGAGUCCUUACUUCUCUUGGACCGAGACUCUUGAUGCUAUACUGAUACAGUGUAUGCUAGAGCUGGUCGAGAAGCAUCAAGUUGAUAAUGGCAACUUCAAGAAUGGAGAAUUUACUGAACUUGAAAACAUGAUGCACCAGAAGGUUCCUAGAUGCGGGGUCAAGGUUGAUCCAAAUAUUCGAUCGAGGCACAGGAAGCUGAAAAGGGAUUUUAGUGUUGUACACUUGUUGCGUUCAAAGGGUGGAAAUGGGUGGGAUGAGUUGACUCUAACACCAAUGGUGGAGGAUGAUGUGUUUGAUGAUCUGAUGAAGGUGCAUCCAAACAUCAAGAACCUCAACAAGAAGCCAUUCCCACACUACUAUGAACUUCUGAAGAUAUUUGGCGAAGGCGGAACAGCUCAAGGAAGGGUAACAGGUGGAAUUUCAGAUCCAGUUUACUCGCCUCAAACAUUUGUCAAUCUGGACAGCUUAGACUCACCCAUUAAUUUAGAAGAGCCGAAGAGCAUGGAGAUAUUGAAGGUUCCUUUCAACUGA